UCAGGUUGCUGUUAAAUGGGCAGGUGAAGAUGUUGGUGCUUAACUGUUCCACAAAACUACAAAUCCUAGAACAUAUGUUAAGGAAGAAUCUUCCUGAAUCCCUCAAGGUUUAUGGAGCAGUGUUGAAUAUAAACAGAGGAAAUCCAUUCAAAAAGGAAGUGGUGGUGGAUUCAUGGCCAGAAUUUAAAGCUGUAAUUACUCGCCGACAAAAAGAGGCCAAAAGUGAUGCCCUAGACUAUUUUACUAAUGCGUAUGCUGUUUUUUACAAAAAUCUGCAAGCAUACCAGGCAUUGUUGGAGAACCCAGAGACUAUAAACUGGGAGCAAGUCUUCCAGAUACAAGGUUUACAGGAUGGCUUAUACAAAACUUCCAAGAUUGUUGCUGGUUCCAAGUAUGUAAAUGUGAAGCUGUCUUCUUUCCAAAUGGUAAUCCACCCAGAUCCAGAUGCACUUCCAGAUGUUCAACUUCCGCUAGUCCCUGCACCGAACCUGACUUCCCUUGAUGUGUCUCAUGCAAGUCUGCUGAAUAGCACCUGGUCCCGAGGAGGCAGCGACCAAUGCCAGAAGUACCUCAUCAACCUCAUUUGCUGUUUCCCCAGCAUCUGUGUCUUGGAUGAACAUGGGUACCCCAUCUCCUGGGGUCUGACAGACCAAUUUGCUACUAUGAUCCAUGGCUAUACAUUGCCCAAGCAUCGUAGGAAAGGGUUCAACCGUCUCAUUGCAACAAAUCUAGCUAAGAUGUUACAUAGCAAGGGGUUUCCGGCUCAGGGAAAUGUUCUGGAGGAUAAUUUACCAUCCAUAACACUGCUGAAAAGCAUGAAUGCCAGAUUCUUGCCUUGUCAGUUUGUCAGACUUAUCCACACCCCUUACUGUCUUUUAGCUAAACCUGAGUUAUAAAUGAGUGAACUUGGUGGAUUUUUAAAAAAUAUAUAAUGGUUGGAAAAUGUAGUUACCUAAUUUGGGGAAUCGAACCUUGUAGUUGAUGUUAUACACAUAACAUAAAAUCUGAACAUUUUAUGAUAAAUUUAGUCAUAACCUUGAAGUCCAUUUAUGAACUGGUAAUGCUUCUCCACAUUAAAGUUAAUGCAACUCUUAGAGGAGCAGCAACUUUUUUUCGAGCCUAGACAGAGGCCUGAUAAGAGAUCAGAAGAGCUUUAACAAAUAAUAGGGUGGUGAUGUCCUCAUGCUAGUUGGAAGCACUUAUUGGCAAUCGUUUUCACAGAAUGCACAGGCUUAUUAAAUUCACCAACUCAAAUCAUUCAAUUUUUCCAUACUAUAGCCUCC
This is a messenger RNA of Python bivittatus (Burmese python), 1283 nucleotides long. RefSeq names its product glycine-N-acyltransferase like 3 (gene GLYATL3). NCBI's taxonomy places the organism in Eukaryota, Metazoa, Chordata, Lepidosauria, Squamata, Pythonidae. Gene Ontology annotation, cellular component: mitochondrion. Gene Ontology annotation, molecular function: glycine N-acyltransferase activity. The record is from RefSeq and is a predicted model, not a curated record.